This is a messenger RNA of Amblyraja radiata (thorny skate), 2070 nucleotides long. RefSeq names its product adhesion G-protein coupled receptor F1-like. The coding region runs from base 1 to 2070 and encodes 689 amino acids. Gene Ontology annotation, biological process: cell surface receptor signaling pathway; adenylate cyclase-activating G protein-coupled receptor signaling pathway. The record is from RefSeq and is a predicted model, not a curated record. The transcript is spliced from 7 exons. Gene Ontology annotation, cellular component: membrane. Gene Ontology annotation, molecular function: G protein-coupled receptor activity. NCBI's taxonomy places the organism in Eukaryota, Metazoa, Chordata, Chondrichthyes, Rajiformes, Rajidae.
AUGGCCUGUUGUCGUGGUGACAUUGCAGGGGCGGCCUGGCCAAGCAACAGAAGCCUUUGUCAAGAAGCAAAAUUCCAGCUAAAGUUAGCAGCCUGGUGCAUGUGCAUCUUGUGGUUUUUCUCCACUCGAGGCCGAUUUGGACGCUUCUGUAUGGAUCCCAGCUAUGGAAUAUCUAAGGCUAAUGAGGAUGCAAGAAUAAAUUGCACAAAUGGUAUGACUGGACAGAAAAUAAAAAGAUGUUCUACAGAUGGAAACUAUGGAGAAGAGGAAGACUUCUGUGUUUCAAAUGAAAUCAAUGAAAUUCUGCAGAUCACCAAGAACUCAACUGAAUUAGCUAAGCAACUUCCCCAACUGGUUGGAAAGUUAGACAACAUUUCAAAAAGCCAGAAUAACACAACACCUGGUAACCUGCAAGCCUCACUUAAUAUCCUCCACGCCUUUUCAACAGUCUCAAAUGUAUCUCUGGAACUGGUUGUUGUGGAGGGUUUCCUUUCCAUAGUGGAUUCGCUGGUCGAUGUAAGGGUAGAGUCUGCCUGGACCUCAGUGAAGAUUGAAAACAAAACAUCCAGCUCUCAAUUAUUAAAGUCAGUGGAAGACUUUACCAGAUUAUUAAAUCCACCUAAUCAAACUUUCAACAUCAUUAAACCAAAUAUUCAACUAAAGGGGAUGAAGGUUGAGCCUGGCAAAGAUUAUCAAGUAGAUUUCAGUAAUAGGAUAAAUAAUAGAUCAGUAACAAAUAGUGUUUCCAUUCAUCAGACCGAGUUGGCGGCAUUGACCAACGGCAGUCUUAUUAUGAGCAUUGCAUUUCUAACAGUGAAUGAUAUCCUCAACCCACCACCUACAAGUAAUUACAAAUUGAAUGGUCUUGUUGUAGCAACAACAGCAAAACUCAAGUCAAUUGACAUUGCGAUGCAUUUCAUGCCACUAGAUUCCACACUUGCACCAGCAAGUGCACAAUGUGUAUUUUGGAAUCUCAAGAAUGGAAGUUGGGAUAAAGAAGGGUGCAAACAUGAAAUAAAUGGAAGCAACAUUAUAUGCCGGUGUAACCAUCUGACAUCCUUUUCUCUAUUGAUGUUGCCGAUAACAGACUUUGAGGUACCCCCAUGGUUGUUGAUGUUAAAGAAUAUUGUACUUGGCACAAGUCAGGUCAGUUUGAUAAUUGGCAUUAUUAUAGAAGCAAUUGUAUGGAAGAACCUCACCAAAAAUAAUACCUCACUUGCCCGUCAUCUUGCACUUCUGAAUAUUGUGCUCACUCUACUGAUAAUGAAUACAUUGUUCUUGAUCUGCUAUUUUCUGAAGCCAAAGGACAUAAGUUGUAAAGCGGUCAUUUUUUUAGCUCACUUCUUCUUGCUUGCCUUAUUUUUUUGGAUGUUCACGCUGGGCCUCCAAAUUCUUUACCAUUUAGUUUUUCUUCUCAGACAUUACAGGAGAUCAACAAUGAUGCUCAUCUCAUUCAUAUUGGGCUACAUCUGUCCAUUAUUAAUUGUUAUUGGUGUGUUUGUGAAAGGCCUCUUCAAGGACCAUUAUUUUGAAAAGAAGAUUUGCUCGAUUAAUUUGGUGGAAAGUGACUAUUCAUUUUGUUUUGUGUCACUGAUCAUCAUUGGAAUUAAUUUCUUCAUUACGUUCUUUGCCAUCGUUAAGGUACGGUGCCCAGCAAUUGGGGAGAAAUUUAGGAGUCAUCAAAGUGAUAACAAUCCAGUCAAACAGAUUUUGAGAUGCAUUAUCAUUCUAACUCCGCUCCUGGGUCUCCACUUGUUCUUUGGAUUAAUAUUUCUGAUUGCAAGUACUGAAUAUAAAUAUAUGUCGAAAGAAAUCAUCGUAACUAUAUUUGAAAUUGUCGAUGAGUUUCAGGGAUUCUUUAUUUUGAUUUUUGGGAUAAUCAUGGACAAAAAGGGAUUCUUUAUUUUGAUUUGGGGGAUAAUCAUGGACAAAAAGCGACCAGUUCAACUUCACAAUCAAAUUCACAUUCUUAAUGAACCUCUGGAUAUCAAAAGUUUUGAGAUAAAAGGUGAGUGUGAUGAUAUCGUGUGUGUGAAGAAGGAGUUGAGGCACUUUGAUGAAGCCAGAUAA